Molecule: messenger RNA, 1820 nt
Organism: Populus trichocarpa (black cottonwood)
Lineage: Eukaryota; Viridiplantae; Streptophyta; Magnoliopsida; Malpighiales; Salicaceae
Product: vacuolar iron transporter homolog 1
Exons: 1
Coding region: 882-1550 (222 amino acids)
Biological process (GO): intracellular manganese ion homeostasis
Cellular component (GO): membrane
Molecular function (GO): manganese ion transmembrane transporter activity; iron ion transmembrane transporter activity
Source: RefSeq, a predicted model, not a curated record
UUCUCUCUUCCUGCAUUGGCAAAUAGUUUUCACCUUUUUCUUUCUUUGUUCUUACUUAUCAUUCUUUCAUGACUGUUUAUGAUUAGUAUUCCUAAUCGAAUCAUAAUCCUUUUCUUUUCUUUUAAUUUCUUCAGGAGCACAGUACUUAGAGAGACUAAAGGUUGGAUUAUAUAUUUUCCGUGUGUGCAUGGUGGGUGGUUCUUAGGGCUCGACCAUGCUUUUUUUUUCCUGCUUGAUAUCGAUGGAUGAGUUCUAGUUAUGGUGAUAAGGUUACUGUGAAGGCCAUUGAGGGUAAUACAUCAAAUGACUUCAUACGCACAAAAACACCAUUUUCGACAAAUAAAAGUUUCCCAAGUUUCGUGUAGCUUUUGCAUUUCAUUUCAUUCUUCGUAGGCAAACCCACCAUUAAUAAAAGCACUGUGGCAACCACAUCGAUCAUGAGCCAUGACUGAUAAAUGAAAUUAAAUUCUCCUUUUCAAUUAUUCUUUAUAAAAGUUUUGUUGCAUAACAUCUAACAUAUCUUACUGCUAAUGAAUUAAUUUCUCAGGCAAUUUCAAUCUUUCAAAAUUACUAAUAUAUUGAGUACGGUAAAGUAUUACCCCUACUUUUCCUCAAAUAUAUACAUAUAUACUAAUACAAGCGCAAUAAUUGUGAGACCGCAUACAAUUCGCAACUACAAGGAUCUUUUGUUAUAUAAAAGCUUUUUCUUCCCCUAGUGGGCGUUCCCACUUCAAUUUGCCUUGCCUUCCACCAUAGCAAAGAUCUUCAUCUAUAUAUAACCUCUUCAAGGCGUGUGCCAUCCACACUUCUCCAAACCUUCCCCUCUUUACUAUCUGAUUAUUCUAACAAAAUCUCCAUAAUUCUCAAUCUGCUUUUCUUCCAUGGCUAGCAACCAAACAUCCCUCAAUGAUGCCAAAUUUGCUCUCCCUAUUAAUGAUGUUGAGCAACAAGCGACCUUAGAGAUUGAAACCGAAGACUUUGACUACUCAAAACGAGCACAAUGGCUACGAGCUGCAGUCCUUGGAGCCAAUGAUGGUUUGGUCUCCACCGCAUCAUUGAUGAUGGGUGUGGGGGCUGUGAAACAAGACAUUAAGGUCAUGAUACUAACCGGGUUCGCCGGUUUGGUAGCUGGGGCUUGUAGCAUGGCAAUAGGUGAGUUCGUGUCUGUCCACUCACAACUAGAUAUUGAGUUGGCCCAAAUGAAGAGAGAAAAGGAAAGAAGAAAUAAUGGAGGAAAAGAGGAACAAGAAGAGGGAGAGAAUAAGGAGAGUUUGCCAAAUCCAUUGCAAGCAGCUGCAGCUUCAGCUCUUGCCUUUUCAGUUGGUGCAUUAGUGCCAUUGCUAGCUGCUUCUUUCAUAAGAGGGUACAAGGUGAGGCUAGGAGUUGUGGUUGCGGCAGUGACCUUGGCUUUGCUGAUCUUUGGGUGGUUAGGGGCUGUGUUGGGAAAGGCUCCAACUGUUAAGUCAUCACUUAGGGUUUUGGUUGGAGGAUGGCUGGCUAUGGCUAUCACCUUUGGUCUUACCAAGUUGAUUGGAUCAAGUGGACUGUGAAUUAAUUUGCCACUCUCUCCCUUCUAGGUUUUUUAUUUUUCCAAGUAAUUUUCGUGCAGUAACCAAGUUGUUUGUCUAGUUUGUUUUCACUUCUUUCCUUUCCCUUUUUAUCUGGCAGUUGUGAUGCAUGUAUGCAUGGGACGUUGAAGUUGGCUUGUUGUAUUAUUAGGAAUUAGAAGCCAAGGAGGGGAGGAGAGUGGAAGUGAUUGGAUUGAAGUAUCAAAUGCUUAUAAAUAAUUAGAGAGAGCUCUCUCUCUCUCUCUUUCACUA